This is a messenger RNA of Anas platyrhynchos (mallard), 1956 nucleotides long. Its product is annotated as retinol dehydrogenase 16. The record is from RefSeq and is a predicted model, not a curated record. Lineage: Eukaryota; Metazoa; Chordata; Aves; Anseriformes; Anatidae. Gene Ontology annotation, biological process: steroid metabolic process. Gene Ontology annotation, molecular function: oxidoreductase activity. Gene Ontology annotation, cellular component: intracellular membrane-bounded organelle.
AGCUCUCACUGGCCCCAGGCUCCACAGGGGCUGUCCCACGCUCCCCUCUGAUGCCCUCUGUGUGCAGGGGGAGCAGCCAGGGGGCUGCAUCAGGCAGGGGGGAGGACAGGUCCGCGGGGUGCCCGUGUGGGCGCAGACCCAGCCAAAACCCCAAGGACCGAAGACAAAAGCUGCGGCAGGACGCGCUGCAGCCCCGUGCCAACAACAGGCUGUCCCUGGGCUGGUUUGCAAGGGGGCAGGGGAGAGGCUCAGUGGUGCCGCGGGGAGCGCAGGAAUGAUUUGUGGGCACUGUUUGUGCAGGCGUGUGCCUACAAGCUCAGCGCAGCUCCUUGCUGCUCUCCAGCUCUGGUUCCUCCCAGAGCCACCAGAUGCCCGUGAUAAAAGCAGAAGUGAGCAGCGUUUGGACACGCAGCGCCUGCUCCUUCAGGCUCCUUCCGUAACGCUGCCGUAAGACGCGGCCCAGGGCAGUGCCUGCAGUGAGACGCCUCCAGCACGCCCCAGCUGCCGACAGAGCUGGAGACACGGGACCGGGGCAGGCAACCACCACACUCCUGCCCAGGACCCAGCCUGGAAAGGGACGCACCGUGGGGCUGAGUCCCCCGCCCGUGCCUCCCCAGGCUUGGCUGCAGCCUCAGCCACUGGCACAGCGCCGUGAGCCCCAGAUCCGGCCCCACCACCAGCACUGAUUUACCGAGCCCUGCAGGGCUGGGCAGGUCCAAGGUCGGUGUGGGCCUGACCCAGUGCUUGCAGCUGCAGCAGUGCCUACUCCCGCUCAUCCCCCGAGCGUCUCCGCUCCGCUCGCUGAGCCCUGAACUCCUGCCCGGGAUGGGGCCGUGGCUGUGGCUGGUGGCGGUGCUGGCGGGGCUGUUGUGGCUGCGGCGCUGGCACCGGGAGCGUCAGACGGUGCCCGGCCUCUCGGAGAAGUUCGUGCUGAUCACGGGCUGCGACUCGGGCUUCGGCAGCCUGCUGGCACGGCAGCUGGACGCGCGGGGGCUGCGGGUGCUGGCGGGCUGCCUGACGGAGCCGGGGGCUGCCAGGCUGCGGGCGGCCACCUCGCAGCGCCUGCAGACCGUCCUCCUGGACGUCACCUCCAGCGCCAGCAUCGCCGCCGCCACCGCCUGGGUGCGGGAGCGCGUGGGUGACCGAGGGCUCUGGGGGCUGGUGAACAACGCCGGGAUCGCUGUCCCCACUGCCCCCAACGAGUGGCUGCGCAAGGACGACUUCGUCAAGGUGCUGGAUGUCAACCUGGUCGGCCUCAUCGAGGUGACGCUGAGCUUCCUGCCCCUGGUGCGCAGAGCCCGGGGCCGGGUGGUCAACGUGGCGAGCGUGAUGGGCCGGGUCGCCUUCUUCGGCGGGGGGUACUGCCCCUCCAAGUACGGCGUGGAGGCCUUCUCCGACAGCCUCCGGCUUGAGAUGCGCCACUUCGGGGUGAAGGUCAGCAUCAUCGAGCCAGGCUACUUCAAGACAGCAAUCACCAGCGCCGAGAGCCUGGAGAAGUGUUUUCUUAGCACCUGGGAGAAGGUCUCGGAUGAAACGAAAGCAGGCUAUGGGGAGAAUUACCUGAAGGGCUUUCUGGAAGGAGCCAAGAAGAUGCACAAGAGGUGCAACUCCAACCUCUCGCUGGUCACGGACUGCAUGGAGCACGCGCUGACCAGCCGCUACCCGCGCGCCCGCUACUCGGCCGGCUGGGAUGCCAAGCUGCUCUACAUCCCCCUCAGCUACCUGCCCUCCGCCAUCGCCGAUGUGAUCCUGACCUGGUCCUACCCCAAACCUGACCAGAAAGCCUGAGGUCGCUGCAGGCAGCAGCAGCCAGGGGCUGAGAUCUGGCAUCGCCCCGCAGCUGAAGCCGUACGGAGAAGUUCCUAAAUUCCUAGCUCGGCAUACAUCCUGCAACUCGCUGUCACCUGCUAGCAAACAGGUUUGCUGCUGAAUAAAGACAAUAUUCUCUUCCCUUCA